UUCUUGCCCUUCAUCUCGACUACAAGUUCCACGGAGCAGCUGGAGGACGGUUGCUUAGUAUUAUUAACAAGCGGGAAGUAUGGCGGUGGCGCGCGUGGAUGCGGCUUUGCCUCCUGGAGAAGGAUCAGUGGUCAAUUGGACAGGGCAGGGCCUUCAGAAAUUAAGUGCAAACUUACCCUGUGAUGCAGAUAUUCAUACUUUGAUUCUGGAUAAAAAUCAGAUUAUUAAAUUGGAAAAUCUUGAGAAAUGCAGACAAUUAAUACAGUUGUCAGUGGCUAACAAUCGGCUGGUACGGAUGAUGGGUGUGGCCAAACUGACCCAACUCCGGGUGUUAAAUUUGCCUCACAAUAGCAUUGGAUAUGUGGAGGGGCUAAAAGAACUAGUACAUUUGGAGUGGCUGAAUUUGGCAGGAAAUAAUCUCAAGGCCAUGGACCAAAUCAAUACCUGCGCAGCCCUACAGCACCUCGAUUUGUCAGACAAUAACUUAUCCCAGAUAGGUGAUCUGUCUAAAUUGAUGUCACUGAAGACCCUGCUUUUACAUGGAAACAUCAUCACCUCUCUUAGAAUGGCACCGGCUUAUCUACCCAGAAGUCUCGCCAUCCUUUCUUUGGCAGAAAAUGAAAUUAGGGAUUUAAAUGAGAUCUCUUUUUUGGCAUCUUUAACGGAAUUGGAACAGUUGUCGAUCAUGAGCAAUCCUUGUGUGAUGGCAACACCUUCCAUCCCAGGGUUCGACUAUCGGCCGUACAUCGUCAGCUGGUGCUUAAACCUCAGAGUCCUAGAUGGAUAUGUGAUUUCUCAGAAGGAAAGUUUGAAAGCUGAGUGGCUCUAUAGUCAAGGCAAGGGGAGAGCCUAUCGGCCUGGCCAGCACAUCCAGCUUGUCCAGUAUCUAGCCACAGUCUGUCCUCUCACUUCCACACUGGGUCUUCAAACUGCAGAGGAUGCUAAGCUUGAGAAGAUUCUGAGCAAGCAGAGGUUUCACCAGAGGCAGUUGAUGAACCAAAGCCAAAAUGAGGAGCUCUCUUGUCUUCCUCCUAUUGAAACAAGGGUACCAGAGCGUUCAAGCCCCAUUCAAGAUUGCCAGAUAGUCCAGGAAAGUGACCCUGUCAUCCAAGUCAAUUCUUGGGUUGGGAUAAGCAGUAAUGAUGAACAGUUAUAUGCCGUUAGGAGCAACUUUCCAGCCUCUGUGCACACGACAAGAUAUUCUCGAAAUGACCUGCACCUGGAAGACAUACAGACUGAUGAGGACAAGUUGAACUGUAGUCUUCUCUCUUCAGAGUCUACUUUUAUGCCAGUUGCAUCUGGACUCUCUCCAGUAUCACCUACAGUCGAGCUGAAGCUUCAAGGCCUAGCAGAUGAAUCGGUGAAAGAGCAGGAAGACCAGGACUUGGAUAAGGAAGAGGAAAAAGUUUUUUGGGCUGCAAAUGGGAAUUCCGUUCAGAUGAUGAAAAGUGUAGUCAGUGCAGAGGUAAAUGAGGAGGAUGGGCUGUUACCUUGUCCUGAGCCAACAGUAACCAGUGCUGUCUUGAAAGGUGACACCUGUAGUCUUACAUCUUUUUCUGAUUCAGUUGGACACAGUGUCUUUCAUACACAGCCAGACAGAGAAGAAAUUAUGCCUAAAACUGCUUCUGAGGAACUUCCCUGCACGACUUUAACCCAGAAGUCUGUUGCUUUGGGACAAGAUAAAGCUGCCCUUCAGAAAUUGAAUGAAGCAGCAACUACACUGCAGGCCUGUUGGCGGGGCUUUUAUGCCAGGAACUACAACCCACAAGUUAAAGACGUGCGUUAUGAAAUCCGGCUGCGUAGAAUGCAGGAGCACAUAGUCUGCCUCACUGAUGAGAUAAGGAGAUUAAGAAAAGAAAGAGAUGAAGAACGUAUUAAAAAUUUUGUACAAGAAGAGGCUGUCAGAUUCCUUUGGAACCAGGUAAGGUCUCUACAAGUUUGGCAACAGGCUGUAGACCAGCGUCUAAGUUCCUGGCACACCGACGUUCCUCCCGUAUCAAGUACUGUGGUGCCAACUGAACCUCCAUUAUUCACCCAAAGCCAGGAGCCAUCUUCUGAUCAAAGUUCUGAUGGGUUCAUUGUUCCUGAUGAAGCUCCUCAAGAGAAAUCCUCACCAGAAUUUCCAGACUCUGGUUUUCAUUCCUCCCUCAUAGAACAAGUUCACUGUUUGCAUGAUUCUUUGGAUUUUGAAAAAAGUUCCACAGAAAGCAGUGUUAGUUCUAUAAUGGGGAAUUCCGUUGACACAGUCAAAUAUUGCAAAGAGUCAGGUGUAGUGGAUGUUAGUGAAGAACAUAGUGAGCAGAGUAAGGAAAGCUCAAACAAUGAGCUGGAUAAUAAUCUACUUGAACAGUAUUUAACUUCAGUUCAAGAGCUAGAAGAUUCAGAGGAGAGGACAAAUUUUGCUGAAGGGGCAGGGGAUAGUAUGCUUCACAUAGCUCAUUCCCCUGAAAAGCUAGACGCCUUGUCUGACAGUGCUUCUGUCUGUGAUAGUCAUGGCUUAUCUCCUACUUUGCAAGAUGAAACCAGCCAGGCACCAGAGGAUUGUAAAUUGAAUACAGAAGUUCAAGGGCAGCAGUCAGAAUGUGAUUCUACAUUUCAGGUAUUGCAUGUUGGUAUUACUGUGUAGCAUGUCUGAUUGCUUCAGAAGCAGAAAUCCACUUAAGAAUAUUUCAGUUGCCUUUUCUUUUCUUUUUUUUUCAAAGGGUAAUGGGAAUAUUCCCCCCAACUUUGUUACUAUUUAUAUAAAAUGGUGUUCUUAUCUCAUAUUUUCCAUAUUCCAGAUUCCGAAGUCAAUCUUCAUUUUGAUUGGUUAGCCUUUUUACUUAGCUGUAAUGUACCAAACUAUUUAUAUUGGAAGCUGUAAGCACUUUAUUUCUUAACUGAAUUUCAUCAUCAUUGUUCCUGUUUUUUUAUGCAUUCAUUUCCUUUAAAAAGUAAACUAGAAUAUUUUAAAGAUAGAAAAAAUUACCCUAAAGAUACGAAUAAGACAAUUUGACUCCUGUGUAAAGAAACUGUAGUGAAGAAUGCAGUUGUGAAAGUAAAUAUAUAUGUAACAUAUGAGGAUUGUGAACUAUUGAAAUUCGCCAGCCUUUUUGGAGGAAGAACUUGUGUUUUUAAGCUUUUUUUCUCCCUUGAGUCACGGAAAGCCUUCUUACAAGCAAAUAGAGAGAGAAGGUAAGAUUAUAGGAUUUUUCUGUGGGGAUGAUUAAGUUGUCUCAUGCAAAACUUUAUCAUUUAUCAGUUUUAACAUAUGAAGCCAAGUGAUUCCAUCCAGAAUUAAAAUCAAGCUUAUUUAAAGAGGCAACAUAAGAAUAUUUCUCUUGGAUAAGAAAGCAAACACCAAGCUGCAUGCAUUUGGAAUACUGUCAUGGCAAACAUUUAUUAUCUUUUCAUUUUCUUUUUUGCCUCACAGAUAAGCAUUUGUGUGCCAAUAUAUUGCCAGAAAUUAAUGUGUAUUCAUCUUACAUUCCUGCUUUAUAUUUGCGAAGGUCCAUGGUCAUUUACUUCACUUUUGACCUCAGCCUCAUAAUGAAGAAGAAUAUUUAAAACAAUACUAGUGGUAGAAUAUGUUGACUUUUUUUUAAAAGGAUAAUUUUCUAUCUAAAUCUCUGAAAAAAAGUGCCACAUUUGGAACACAAUUUAAUGGUGAUUAAGAAAAAAUAAACCUCACUUAUCUUUAUCUGUUAAAAAGAAUAUGUAUCUGUAACUCCAGAAAAAAAUAAUAAUAAUACUGUGCUUGAAUAUUAAAGGUAGAUGUAUUUACAAGUAAUUUUGGAAGCUUGAUAUUUUAAUCUUUGAGAAUGUUCUAAUAUAACUGAACAAUACAUAUCUAAUUUUUCCCAAUCUGUGAAUAUACAACUAUUUAAAACUAUGGCAAUACUUAUGUAUUCUCUAAACUUAGGUGCUAAAUACCAUUUGUUAUUCUGUUACAGUCACUAGGUCCCCUUCUUUGAAGUUAUAUAAAAUAAAACCUUUUGAUCUUCAAGAGUAAGAUCAGGGAUCACAUGUAAUACUGUGUUGAUAGAAACAUUUCUCCAGUGUGGGUAAGAUGUAGUUUUCUCAGUUUAAAACUAUGUAGCACUCAGGUUAAGAAGACUUGAAUUUCAUCCUUAGAAAUUCAAAAUCUCUUGGGAAGGAAGUAUUUUCUGUCUCAUAAACUGAACAGCAGUCUUAUGUUCAAAAAUAUUUUUCUUAGUAAUUGGUAAUGUUGAAAGCAUGUUAAAUAGAAACAGAAUUUCUUGCUUUUUGAAUAAUGCUAAUUAUCUUUUCUGAAUUUUUUUUUAAUUUCUUCUUAAAUAUACCCUAUUUUUCUAUUUUACAGUUAAGUGCCUCCUUUGCUGCCCAUUGUUAGACACAGAAAAAUCAGCGUGCAUUGCACUAGUACCAAAAGUGCUGCUCCCUGCUGCAUUCCUUUCUCAUUAACGCCUCUAAAAUGUCCUGCUUCAGUAUUAUCUAAGUAGGUUUCUGCUGACUUUUUUUCUCUCUUCUUUUUUUUCAAAAAAUAGCAAAACAACUAAACUCAGCCCUGGUUGGCUGGCUCAGCUGGUUGGAGUGUGGUCCCCUACACCAAAAGGAUGCGGGUUCCAUCCGUGGCUGGGGCUUGUAUGGGAGGCAGCUGAUUCAUGUUUCUUUGUCUCUCCCUCUCUUUCUCUCAAAUCAAUAAACAUAUGUUCUUGGGUGAGGAUUUAAAAUAAAACUAAAUUCAUUUGAAUAUGAGCAUUUGUCAGUAAGAUUUCCUUUUUUACCUUUGCCUUCUUUUUCUAGUGUAUAAAUAGUAUUCGGUGUACUUUUAUUUUAAAAUUGGCAGAAUAUGAUAAUGAUUAAUAUUCUGCCCUUCAUUCUAUUUAAUUUUACUUGUGUGUUGAACUACGAGAAUGAUAAGUAGCCCCCUACCUUCACUGUACAGGUUAUCUUGAAUGUAGAUAAAAUGAAAAUAAUGUAAAUUAGAAUGCAGGGAAACUAUGGCAUAGAUUUUUAAUAUAUUUUAAUAGGUUUACAAUGUAAUUUAAAAUAAUUUAUGUAACUAAGAUACUUGGUUUUUAACUAUGGGUUAGUCAUAAGUCUAGCUAAAGAAGAAAUAGGUCUACUAAGGUUUGGGAAGUUGAGCUUUAACACAGCCUGUGUUUUUUCUUAGAAGACAGAUUUAGUUCAGCUGUGCUGUUUUAGUUCAUAUUUUGAUUUCUUGAAAAUUCAUUGUAUUAAGUGGAUAUUUCUGCAGAAGCAGAGAAUCAUACAAUGUGAGAAUUGGAAGAAAACUUAGAGGUUAUUCAUUCUAAGUUUUCUUAUGUCUUAAAGAUGAAAGUAAGUCAUAGGUUAAAUAACUUGACCAAUGUUAUAGCUGGUAAGUAGUAAAUAAACUGAAACUUAAAAUUUAUUGUGUUCCAAAAGUUUAUUGUACACUUUCUAUUAAUCUUUACAUUUAGCAAGUCAAUAAGAACAUCUCACAUGUUUUCCAUUCUCUUUGAAAGAGAACAAGAAUUUCUGUGAGCUAGAACUCCACCCCUCCAGGCAAAGUUGCUUGUAAAAAAACAAUUCAUUCAGAACUCUGAGUGAAUUUUCUCUAAGAAAUGUGAUUUGAUUGAAAUGUUUUUUAAAGAGUGAUAAUAGAAACAAAACAUUUAAUAACUGCAUUUUGGAGUCCAAUAAAUGGAUGACAAGUAUAACAGGUUAAUAAGAUCUAUAAAGUUUCGUAGUAAGAUGCCGAGUUUGAUUAUAUUUCAUCUCCAGUUUCACAGAACAGUAGAUGUUAAAGUUUUAACUCUCCUAUGCAGAAAGCUCUAAUUUUGACAGUUGAUAUAUAAAUAAUAUAGUUUGGUUUUAUAAGUUUAAUUACAAAAGGCUCAGAAUGUACAUGUUUUAGGAAAACCUCACAAGUAUUUGUGUAUAUACAAAUAGUUAUAUUCUUGAAUGAUGUGGAUUCCAUUCUUGAGUGGAUUUUUCUUUUGUGUUAUUUUAAAUAUACAAACACACUAUAAUACUGUAUUUUUUCAUUAUCUACCUAAGGCAAGCCUAGUUCCACUUUUUGUAAACAUCUUUAAAAACAACAUGGCCUGAAGAAAUUAUACUAUCUCCCUUGGUACCUUUUUGGUGCAAAUUCUUAGAAUUGGAUUUAUAACAAUAAUUUAAAAUUUGGGUUUUUUUUUUCUGGGGAAUUAAGACCUAGUAAAAAGGGAAAAUAUAAAAUGAGUCUGAUCAAUUUUCCAUUCAUAAGUGAAAAAAAAAGAGACUUUAUUUUCUAAUGUAUAUGUUUAUUUUGCCAUGUACCUUAGUAAGGGGUAUCUAUUAUAUUGUAACGUUUUAACUUUUAAAUAUAUGACCCCUUUCAUGAAGUAAAGCAGAAAGUAUUUGUAAGGAACAUUGUAAACAUUUUUAGUGUUACUGCUUUUACUGAUCAAAUUUAUUGUGCCAAAUUAAAAUUGAAAGUCGUAAAUAAAGUAGUCCUUACAGCCUGGAGAGAAACAAAAAAUUGUCUUUUUAAAAUGAGGUGCUUUUUAUUUGUGAAUUAAUGGAACUCACACUGUUUUGAUUCCAUAUUGAUUUUAGUGAAUAGCUAGCAGAAGUCCCUCUGCAGUGGCUGUGUUCAUUUUCUAAUUAAAUUUCUUUGAGUGUUUUGUGGUAAUUUUCAUGUUGACAACAAACAUUUAAAAAUAAUUUGAUUUGGGAUUCUUUUAGGCUUUUCUUUAAUAUUGUUGUAGACAUAGAUGAUUUCAAGUGGUUAUGGUCUAUUUUAUGAAGGUUUCGUAUUUUAUAUUGUACUUUGUAUUUGAGUCUCUAAUCCUAAAUAAAAAGUUUGUACAUUU
Molecule: messenger RNA, 6800 nt
Organism: Phyllostomus discolor (pale spear-nosed bat)
Lineage: Eukaryota; Metazoa; Chordata; Mammalia; Chiroptera; Phyllostomidae
Gene: CEP97
Product: centrosomal protein 97
Exons: 11
Coding region: 80-2626 (848 amino acids)
Molecular function (GO): protein binding
Source: RefSeq, a predicted model, not a curated record